AUGGCAGGCACCGAUGGCGAUCCCUUCGACUGGGAUGUCGACAAGGUGGUACAUGAGCUUUGCAUCGCCGACAAGCGCCCCUGGCUGCCCAGACAGGCUAGCAAAAGACCCGAUCCCCAAACUCUUUCCAACGCCCUGAGAGAGAACGAGAUCGAUGGAGAGACCCUGCUGACAUACGAAGAUGUCAUGUCAUCCACGAAAGGCCUCCUUGAGACCCUGGGUCUCACCAAACCAGCACACCAGAUGACUCUGGUUAAGGCCAUUACUUAUCUCAAGUCCAAGAGCGCCGGUUACCGACAGCACAAAAUUGAUUCAGCGAGUCAAGAGCUCGAGUCUCAGAAUAGCUCUCAGGAAGCGCCCGUCGACGAUAUCCAACAAACUCCUCUACAGCAAGAGUCUAGCCCACCACAGUCCUCCAGUGAUCUACCUCGUCGUGAAGAAUCCAUCGCAGAGCAGCUCGUCGGUUUGGCAAAUACGAAGGCGAACGGCGAUCUCGAGGAACCGCCUCAGAAAAGGCGGAGACUAGCGCCUGUCUUGAUCUCCACGGAUGUCGCUGGGCUUGGCGACGCAAACUUUCCCCACGCGGCGACAGGCGUUACACGACAUUUUCCUCGCAGUUACUCGAAACCGGAUUGGUUGGAUACCACAUCCAACGCCUACUUUGGCACUCAGGCUUUGAUUACCGCUGACCUGGUCCCCAAGUCGAACUUCGUCGUCAGCGAAGACAGCACGCUCGCACAGAGUGAGAUCAAAGGCUUGGCUCCGGCGGGAGAGCAUGUCCUCGACCUAGCUACUCGUGGCAAGGUACCUGCGGGAAAACGUCGUCAGAUACACCGGGCUAUGUCACGACUGUUUCGUAAAAAUAACGAAUCUCUGAACAGUCUCAACAGUGGCUUUCACCCCCAAGUUGAGCCCUCGGACGAAGGAGAUGAGAUUCUGCCAGCUUUCGGCGAGUCAGACGACGAGGAAUACGAUUCCGACACCAUGAGAGAAAUGGAAGAAGAGGCGGAGGAAAUCAGACAAGAGAAAGCCCGGAAAUCCCACUUGCUUUCUGGCGACGAUGUCGACCGCGUGAUGCAGGAAGAAAUACUGCGCAUGGAAGAAUCCUGGGAGGAGAGAAAGCUUCCCCUGAAGCAAAGACAUGCGAAGGCGCUAUGGAACCGAGCACGCCGGCAAGGUCUCAAGCGGGCUAUGGCACAGGCCCACGCACGACUGGCGGGGUUCACCAACCGGAUUGAGAAGCUCUGCCUCGAGAUGCGACGGAAUGAGUGGCACGACGAGGAUGAGCUGAAGAAGCAGAUGCGCUGUCUCGAGGCCAGCGUUGAAGAUCGGAAGAAAGAUAGAUGGUUCCUCGACGUUUUGCAGGGCCCCGAGCCUCCUGGACCAGAGUCAUUGCCAAGGUUCCUGUUACCGACUGCUCAACGCGAGGUUCUGUCCGAUGAGGACGGUGAGGUCAUCACAAGCGACGACGACGAUGGCUUCGUCAUCGACGAUAUGAGAGGCAUUGCGUUCACUUCCGAGCCGGUUGAGACUCGGCCUGGUACCCCCAUGGACCUAGACAACCCAGAACAGACGGUAGAGAUUGAUCAAAGUCCCUCUGCGCUGCCACAAGAAUCGAUGGCCAAGACCUCUGUAGAUCCCGGAGGUCAUCAGGUUAUCGAUCUGACAUUUUCCGAAUCUGAAGCAGCAGCACCGCAAAAAGUUCACAUCAGCCUGAUUACUCCAACCAAGCCGAGGGAUGUCCGUCCGAGCACGGAGAUGGAUGUCGAUGAGCCGCAAACCUACCCUGACGAGGAUCUUGAAAUUCCGAUCGAUCGACCAGCGGAAAUUGCAGCUAUUCCACCGGAAGUCUGGAAGGAUCAUAAAGACCGUGAACGACUCUUGAUCUGCGUCUUAUGGAGAGUCCAGAGGAAGAAGUUGCAGAAGGACGUAUUCUCAAUCUUCCUCAGACUGACCUCUAGCUCAGUUUGGGAAGAUAUCAUUUUACCGGCAUUGUCAGACGACGAGGGCCGAGAGUUCUUUGGUGAAGUGUGCAACUUGGCAGCGCGACUAUUCAGAGUUUUCGCCCUCUGCAGAGUUCAAACUUCUGGGUCUAGCAUUACGAGAAGGAUCACUGGCACCAAGGCGAAGAAACUUCGGGCGCAAGCGGCGCUUUUCGAGCUCUUUUAUAACUUUAUGAGAGAGAUUGAACCUUACUUCGUUGAUCAAAACGAGACAGAUGCCGACUUAGAGGACUCGGAAAGACCUUCAGGUGACGACAUUGAAGACUCUUCGUCUAAGAGACGAAUGAAACCCGUUGUACUCGAUCAAACUGCAAAAGAUCUUCGAGAGACCGACCAGCAACGUUUGCAAGAGCAGGAGAAGCGACGGAUCGAGCUACGUAAGAAGCUGGCCGCGUCCGCCAUUAUUCCCAGCGACAAAUCGCGGUUGAUCAUCAACGAAUCCAAACAGGAUGAUCAAGGCUUGAUCUACAUAAACGAAGACAUAGGCCGGCGAAUCAAAGAGCAUCAGAUUCAGGGCGUUCGCUUCAUGUGGAACCAGAUUAUCUGUGAUCCCAAAGUACGACAGGGAUGUCUCCUGGCUCACACCAUGGGCCUCGGCAAGACUAUGCAAGUCAUUACUCUGCUUGUCGCAAUCGCCGAGUCAGCACAGUCUCCCGAUGAAUCCAUCAACUCCCAGAUACCGAAUGACCUGAGACAAUCGAAGACCUUGGUGCUGUGCCCGUCCCUAUUGGUCGAUAAUUGGUUGGAUGAGAUGCUGAUGUGGGCUCCCGAAGGCCUCCUCGGGCCCUAUUUCAAACUCGAAUCUGCUACCAAACAGAACGAACGGAUGCCCAUCAUUCGUCGAUGGGACGAGGAGGGUGGCGUCAUGAUCAUUGGGUAUGACAUGUUCAAGCGGUUGGUUGACGAACCUGGUGAAGAGCUGCCGAAGGAAAAUGAUGGCAAAACGGCCUGGGAUAUUCUGACGCAAAGCCCGAACCUGGUCGUAGCCGAUGAGGCUCAUAAGUUGAAGAAUCCAGACUCCAAGAUUGGCUUGGCUGCUUCACAGUUCAGGACUCAGAGCCGGAUUGCGCUUACCGGCUCUCCCCUUGCGAACAGCGUCGAGGAAUACUACUACAUGAUUGACUGGGUAGCACCUCGAUACCUUGGGCCUCCUUCCGAAUUCCGAGAUCUUUACACCAGGACAAUUCAGGAAGGCCUCUACGAAGACAGUACCCGCAGCCAAUUCCGCAUGGCCAAGAAGCAGCUUGCUGUCCUGGAGAAGACAGUGGCCCCAAAGGCACAUCGAGCUACCAUCAAAAGCCUGUCGAAGAAUGACCUUCCGCAGAAGACAGAGUUCAUCCUGACUGUCCCGGUCACGGACUUACAAGCUCGGCUUUACGACGCAUACCUUCAGUCUGCGAGGGGCGACGCGGACCAACAGGUUUCGUCAAGGAUCCUAGGAAUUGUCAGUAAUCUAGGCCUUAUCGUCAACCAUCCUAGAUGUUGGCAAAACAAGCUUGCACAGGAACGCCGUCUAGACACUAGCAAAAACCCAAGCAACCGCUCAGCUAACCUAGCGUUAUCUCCGGCGGUGGUCAGUAGCGGACUCAAGAUGAUGAACCGUCCGAAACUCGACAUUCAAUCUGCGGUUUUGUCAUGGAAAACGCGUCUCCUCGUCGCCAUUCUUGCCGAAAGCGAAAAGAUGAAGGACAAGGUUCUUGUUUUCACAUCAUCAAUUCCGACAAUGGACUACUUGGAGAACCUUCUGCGCCAACAAAAGCGCAAGGUGGCGCGUUUGGAUGGGUCUACACCAAUCAACUUGAGGCAGCAACAUAUCAAAAACUUCAAUUCUGGCGACACUCAAGUUUACCUCAUCUCAACAACCGCCGGAGGAAUUGGACUGAACAUCUAUGGGGCAAAUCGCGUUGUCCUCUUCGACUUCAAGUACAACCCUGUCAACGAACAGCAGGCAGUCGGCCGAGCUUACCGGAUCGGCCAGCAGAAGCCUGUUUUCGUCUACAAGCUUCUGUCUGGAGGCACAUUUGAGUCUGCAAUGCAGAACAGAUCCGUUUUCAAAACCCAGCUAGCUUCUCGCGUUGUGGAUAAGGAGAAUCCAAAGCGGUGGUCGAAGAAGGACAAUGAAUAUCUAAAGGACCGCGAAACACCGCCGCAUCAGGACUUGACUCAUCACAUGGGCAAGGACAGCGUCCUGGAUAGUUUGCUGAGCAACCCGGAACUCUCACAGGGUAUCUGUGACAUUGAGACUACGGAUACCUUUGAGGAGCAUGAUCCGGACGAUGUUCUAACAGCUGAGGACAGGAAAGACGUGGAAGACCAAGUUCGUAUGCAUUCUCUUCGCAUUACUGACCCUGAGGAGUACAGGAGACUGGAACAGGAGAGACUGAGCCGCGCAAUGCCAUCUGUGGUCGGUCAAGCCAUACCUCAGACUUCGAUUCCCCAUGCAGGGCUGCCUCGAGGCACCGUUACCGCUGCUCCAUUGGGAAGCCAAACCCCGAUCAAUGCACCAAGCGUCCCGCAAGUUCUCGUGAGCCACCAACAGAGCCCAGCAACCCCUGGAGGGCCAACUACAGGUAUUAGUCACGCAGCUGAGCAGAAGCUACCGUCUGACCCGGCUGUUCCUGGAUCUGCAAAUACGCCAACUUCAUCGGUACAACCAGUUCUGAAUUCGGGAACGCCCCACCAAACUCCCGAUUCACGAGGUGCUCCACCGAUGCCCAUAGCUGGUGCUAACACUCACUUCGGAACUCAUCCUGAGAACAUCGCGGUGCUGGACGGACAAAAUGCAUCUGCUGCCGCUAUAGAGAGUCCCAAGCCGCAGGCCAAGAAGGCGCCUAAGAAACGCCCAUCUUUGAUCAACUGGCCUUACCAAUUCGAGCAAAAGAUCAUGGAGGCGUCCCAGAAGGUUAAAGAUACCGAAUUGCUCGUCCGAAUCACAGAAAACCCCAAGGAUAUUGCAAAACGAGUCGCACACUCUACGUGGAAAAUCAGGGAGGACAAGAAUUUUGGCGAGUGGCCCAACCAAUCUCACAUGAAGGCACUCUGCCGCCUCAUGGAGAGUCCGAGGUUCGCAGCGGCAAUCCUCACGGGACACUUUACUCCAGCUGAGCUGGCCCUCGCGCCGUCCGUCGAGGCACUGGAAGAUAUGGAAAAGGCGUUGGCGCAGCUCGGAGACCGGGAGUUUUGCGAACGGUUGAAAUUGGGUACCGACCAGCCCGAGGAGCACAACCAGUUCCCGAACGCAGACGGUCGAACGAGUACGUAUGCUACGGCGGCGAAUAUACGGGGCCCAGCGAAUUUCGUGAUGGACGAUAUGCAGGUUUUGAGGGACGUGGAAGGUCGCAGGCAGCAUCGAACACCCAGACUUCCAACAUGGGCUAGCAAGGCUGCUGCUCUGCGUCAAUCCAAGGCCAUGUGCCCCUUCUUGAAGAAGGCCUCGCCCGCUAAGCUUCGCGCGCUGUCUACCUCGGCUCGUCCCCAUGCCGUCCAGGCCCCUCAGACGGCCGUCGCCGUUUCCCCUUGCGGCGGCACCAUGUCCAAGUUGCAGCUCCUCGCCCACCGCUGCCCCGUCAUGGGCAAAGCUCUGACUGUUCAGUCGGCUCAGUAUGGCCAUGCUGCCAAGACUGCGAACUCGUCUGUCGCCGGCAUUCGCGCUUUAAGCACCAACUCAAAGUCCGGUCGUGCCAGCAUCCAUACCAGCCGCAGCAACGAUGCCCGCGCCGUGGACACUCCUUUCGCUAACGGACAUGACAAGACCCGGCUUCCCCCGAACAUGGCUACUCGCCACAACUCUGCGAACAACGUUGGCAUGGGUAAUUCGGAUGCCUCGAAGGCCAAGUUUAAUUACGAGGCCUAUUACACGUCCGAACUGGAGAAAAAGCAUAAGGACAAGUCAUACCGCUACUUCAACAACAUCAACCGUCUGGCCAAGGAAUUCCCCCGUGCCCAUAUGGCCGACAAGGAGGAGCGUGUGACUGUGUGGUGCGCCAAUGACUAUCUCGGAAUGGGUCGUAACCCCCACGUCUUGAAAUCAAUGCACGAGACCUUGGACGAGUACGGCGCCGGUGCUGGCGGCACGAGGAACAUUUCGGGUCACAACAAGCACGCCGUCGACCUUGAGGGCACCAUCGCGAAACUGCACGCAAAGGACGCAGCUCUCGUCUUCAGCUCAUGCUAUGUUGCCAACGACGCCACUUUGGCCACCCUGGGCAGCAAAAUGCCUGAUUGUGUCAUUCUAUCCGACAGCUUAAACCAUGCCUCCAUGAUCCAAGGUAUUCGUCACUCCGGAACCAAGAAGAUCGUCUUCAAGCACAACGAUGUGGCGGAUCUCGAGGCGAAGCUGGCUUCUCUCCCCUUGCAUGUUCCCAAGAUCAUUGCAUUCGAGUCGGUCUACAGCAUGUGCGGCUCGAUCGGCCCCAUUGAGGCCAUUUGCGACUUGGCGGACAAGUACGGCGCCAUUACGUUCCUCGACGAAGUCCACGCCGUCGGCAUGUACGGACCUAAUGGUGCAGGUGUCGCGGAGCACCUUGACUUUGAAGCACACCAGCAAGGACGCCCCAAGGGCAGUAUCAUGGAUCGCAUCGAUAUUAUCACCGGCACUCUUGGCAAGGCUUAUGGAUGCGUUGGCGGAUACAUUGCCGGCAGCGCCAAGCUCGUCGACAUGAUCCGCUCCCUUGCUCCUGGAUUCAUCUUCACCACCUCCCUUCCCCCUGCGACAAUGGCUGGUGCAAAGACCGCCAUUGAGUACCAGAUGGAUUAUGACGGUGACCGUCGUCUCCAGCAGCUUCACACCCGCGCGGUGAAGGAAGCCCUCGGCGACCGCGAUAUUCCCGUCAUCCCCAACCCAUCCCACAUCAUCCCGAUCUUGGUUGGCAACGCCGAGCUUGCCAAGCAGGCAUCGGACAUGUUGCUCCAGGACUACCAGAUCUACGUGCAGUCCAUCAACUACCCCACCGUUCCGGUCGGCCAGGAGAGACUGCGUGUGACGCCCACUCCGGGCCACAAGAAGGAGUACCGCGACCAGCUUGUGCAGGCCAUUGAUGAGAUCUGGACCAAGCUUGGCAUUAAGCGCACCUCUACUUGGGCUGCUGAAGGUGGCUUCAUCGGUGUUGGGGAGGCCAAUGCGGCCCCCGAGCAGCCCCUGUGGACCGACAACCAGCUUGGCAUCGAGCAAGCUGCGAAGGAGAUUAAGGCUGCGGGCAACAUCAACAGCGGCUUUGUCGAGGCCCUGUUGGAGCGUGAGGCCAAGACGGCUGGUCAGGCCGUGAGCUCUACUAUCUGA
Messenger RNA from Colletotrichum gloeosporioides, 7281 nucleotides. RefSeq names its product 5-aminolevulinate synthase. Gene Ontology annotation, cellular component: nucleus. The coding region runs from base 1 to 7281 and encodes 2426 amino acids. Gene Ontology annotation, molecular function: ATP binding; pyridoxal phosphate binding; 5-aminolevulinate synthase activity. The record is from RefSeq and is a predicted model, not a curated record. Gene Ontology annotation, biological process: tetrapyrrole biosynthetic process. Lineage: Eukaryota; Fungi; Ascomycota; Sordariomycetes; Glomerellales; Glomerellaceae. The transcript has 5 exons.